GAUAGUUUAAAAAUGAAGGUUGACGUACGGUUUGAAUAGAUGGGAAGUACUGUAUUUUUACAAAGUGAUCGCAUAACAACAUGCACCCAGGAAGUGAGGCCCCUUGUGAAGCUUCCCCAUCCUCGGCCAUCUUUCUCCUGCUCCAAAUCAUCUCUCAACCUCUGUCUUGCCAUCUCUCCCCCAUUUUUCUUUUGAAACAGGUGAAAAACCUCAUAGAUGUCACUUAUGUCCAUUUGCCUCUGCUUACGAGCGUCACCUGGAAGCCCAUAUGCGUUCCCAUACAGGAGAAAAACCAUAUAAAUGUGAAUUGUGUUCCUUCCGCUGCAGCGAUCGAAGCAACCUGUCCCAUCAUCGACGGCGCAAGCAUAAGAUGGUGCCGAUCAAAGGUGCGAGGUCUUCCUUAAGCAGCAAGAAAAUGUGGGGCGUUUUACAGAAGAAAACCAGCAACCUGGGCUACAGCAGAAGAGCACUAAUCAACUUAAGUCCGCCUUCCAUGGUGGUUCAGAAGCCAGACUACCUUAACGAUUUCACCCAUGAAAUUCCCAACAUCCAGACGGACUCCUAUGAAAGUAUGGCGAAAAGCACCUCCACUGGGGGCCUACCCAGCGACCCCCAAGAACUCCUGGUCGACAACCCUCUCAAUCAGCUCUCCACUCUCGCAGGGCAGUUGUCCAGCCUGCCCCCUGAAAACCAGAACCCUGCGUCCCCCGACGUCGUGCCCUGCCCAGACGAGAAGCCUUUCCUGCUGCAGCAGCCCUCGGCCCAGGCAGUGGUUUCUGCCGUGGCCGCAAGUAUUCCUCAGAGCACCUCCCCCACCAGCCCCGAGCCUCGGCCGCCCCAGAGCCAGAGGAACUACAGUCCCGUGGCAGGUCCCAGCAGCGAGCCCAGCGCCCACACGAGCACCCCGAGCAUAGGAAACAGCCAGCCGAGCACGCCCGCUCCGACCCUGCCGGCCCAGGACCCGCAGCUCCUGCACCACUGCCAGCACUGUGACAUGUACUUUGCCGACAACAUCCUCUACACCAUUCACAUGGGCUGUCACGGGUAUGAGAACCCUUUCCAGUGCAACAUCUGCGGAUGCAAAUGUAAAAACAAGUACGACUUCGCCUGUCACUUUGCAAGAGGGCAGCAUAACCAGCACUGACCGGAACAGUCACAUUACUCUGUCCUUGGUUUUGACUUUAUGCAUUUUUUAGUUUUGUUUAUUGUGGGUUUUUGUUGGUAGGGAGAGGACCAUCCCUAAUAUGCUAAUUUAAAGUUUAUACAUUAUAUUUAUAGAAAACAAAGUUGACAAUAGAAACAAAUGUUUUCCCUUUUCCAUAAAAGUUUGUUCUAAUUUAUAUAUUAGAACAAUUAGACACUUUGGUGUCUGUUUUUUCCUUUUAUUUAGACUUUGAUGAUUGAAGUGCAAUCUUAAUCUUACAGGUAUUCAUUUAAACCCCCACGUUUAAGGUCCAUGUAGACUUCAAAGCUUGAUCCUAGUGGUGUUUCACUAUAUACGCAGUUAGAUGUCAUGUCUGCCAUAUUUAAAAAUGGUAGAAUAAAUUACUUUCUCACAAACUUUGUUACAACUUAUUUCCAUGUUUAGCAGAGGAAUUGCCUUUAAAGUUGCUCUUUAGAUAGUUGAAAUACUCUCUAGUUCACUUAGUUUAAGUUGAAUUGAUAGUUUCAACUGAUAGAAGUAAAGCUAUUUCAGUAUAUAGUAAACCUUUUUCUUUUUUCCAUAAGGGGGGAUGUAAAACAGUUAAUUCUUUUAAAAUUAAAGCUAUAAAAAUUUGAGAGGAAUGUCCUGAAAUGAAAUAAAACAAGGCUUUACAUUGAAAAUGGAGUUUAAUAUUUGAAAACCUGUUUAUUCAAUCUCUUGUUUAAAAAUGCAUCAAUUUGCCAUUGGAUUCGUUUUAUUAUACUUGUAGUUUAUUUUAAAACCCACAAGUAAAUACAUGAGAAUGCUGGAAAUGUCAGGUGAUUACCUAUGAAGAUGCCUUUUUUGUUCUUUUAGUUUGAACCUUGUAUUUCAACGCUUUAUUCUGACAUCAUCACUGUCAGGUGAGCUUAACAGGGACAGUGAGUGUCUGUUCUCCCUCCUCCUUUGAUGACCAAAGAGGUAAGUGACAGUCCCAUCGGGUUCCCGGAGACAGUCAGUCCUUCACGAAAUUUUGCGUCCUGUUUCCUGCCUCCGGCCUUGCACCCAUUUGUUGUCCAUAAUUUCUCAAAUGUGUGUAUAGGAAGACAUGGGAAAAUAGGACGAAGUAUAUUUUUAAAAAUGAAACACAUCCAAAACGAAUUCUUCUCUUCAGAAUUGGCCCCUUAGAACACUUAGUGUGACUUCAAGUUGUGAUGCUUGUUGCCGUUGUACCAGUCUUGCCUGCGCGGCGACAGAGCCAUGGAAGCUGACUGCCUCGACACCUAGUGGGAAAGGACUUACCAUGUGAAAGUAGAUAUCAAAUGCACACAGACAGAUUUAACUUGUUUACAGAAAUAAGACGUGCUAAUUAAUCUAGAGGAAUUUUGAAUAGGAGGCUGCUGUUGAUAUAUUGUGUAAUAACUCGCUUACCCUGAAGAGCGCUUGGUCAAACAAUAAACUUACUGUUUCUAACU
Molecule: messenger RNA, 2598 nt
Organism: Myotis davidii
Lineage: Eukaryota; Metazoa; Chordata; Mammalia; Chiroptera; Vespertilionidae
Product: zinc finger protein Pegasus
Exons: 1
Coding region: 269-1144 (291 amino acids)
Biological process (GO): regulation of transcription by RNA polymerase II
Molecular function (GO): RNA polymerase II cis-regulatory region sequence-specific DNA binding; DNA-binding transcription factor activity
Source: RefSeq, a predicted model, not a curated record